Molecule: messenger RNA, 2009 nt
Organism: Drosophila grimshawi
Lineage: Eukaryota; Metazoa; Arthropoda; Insecta; Diptera; Drosophilidae
Gene: Atac3
Product: inversin-A
Exons: 10
Coding region: 133-1947 (604 amino acids)
Biological process (GO): positive regulation of transcription by RNA polymerase II
Cellular component (GO): nucleus
Molecular function (GO): transcription cis-regulatory region binding; protein binding
Source: RefSeq, a predicted model, not a curated record
AUAGUGACCCACUCUAUCGCAUAUACAGAUGAUCAUUGUAAAUUAUUGGCGUUUGUUGUGCUCAAUUAUUAAUAUUAAAACAAAGUUAUGUUUAAGGCGUAGCCUGUGUUGCUAAAAGUGUUGCUUGCUAAAAUGCACAGCGUUGGUGGAGCCACGGGGAGCAGCAAAGUAGUCGCCACAUUACGUGCCGAUGGCAGUGUGGCAAUGGAGGCUCAAUCUCUCAACCAGCAGCUAUCCAACUUACUAAAUUAUAAAAUUCGAACCGAGGGUGAGCUUCUAUUAAAGAAGAGCAACGCGCCCGGGCCAACUACGGUCAUCGACUUGGGCAAGCAACUUUUACAAUGUGCUCGAGACAGCGAUGUGCCCGGAGUGAAGACUGCGCUUGCACAUGGUGCUCCGUUUGCAUCGGACUGGCUGGGUAUGUCAGCACUGCACUUUGCUGCGAUGAACAAUCAACUGGAAAUCUGCGAGAUUCUACUUCAAGGUGGCAUCAACUUGGAAGCCAAAACCAAAGUAGAUCGAACACCAUUACAUUUAGCUUGCUAUUUUGGACACGAACGAAUUGUAAGCUUACUCUUGGCCCUGAAGCCUGCUGUGAACGCACGUGAUAUGCUUCGAAUGACGCCACUGCACUGGGCUGUGGAGAAGAGACACAAAAGUAUUGUACGCAUGCUACUUAAGAAACAGGCAGACGUAACGUUAGUCUCCAAGUUUGGAAAAACCCCAAUCGCCCUUGCCGUGUUAACAGAACAGGCAGAUAUUUUAGGGGAACUGGAAGCCGCUCGCCAAAUGCAGGCCAAUCGCAAAUUCAACGAAGACAGUGAGAAGGAAACCAGUGAAGCAGUUAAUUCAAUUAUGGAUGAGUCUCCCCCAACACAAAGAUUUGAUGAUGCGGACAUGUCUGUCGAGGAUAAAUUAGAUGUUCUAGAGACACUACGGCCGCAUACAAACGUGCUAGGAAAUUCUGCUUUGAAUAUGUUGAAGACCCACGGAAUUGCAGACAUGAUGCAAGACAACCAAAUAGAUGACGAAGCUUCGAAAAAGAUGCUGAAUACUGCUUUGCGAAAUGGUCGGCAGCUAGUGCUCUCAGAGGGUGGUCGUAUGCUAUUGCACGAAACAAAUCGUGGAUCAAAUAUCAAACAAAGUACAAAUGGAUCUAUCAACAGUCAUUUAAAAAACAACGCAAUUAGUUUGCAACCCAGUACAAAUCAAACAAACCACAAUUCAUCGCCCCAAAAAAUACGUAUGAAUGUCAUUAAGCAAAAGGAAUCACCGUCACAAAGUCCAGCGGGUGGCGUUACAAAAAACAAGAAUAUAAGAAUUAUCUCGCUGACCGACUUUAAAAAACUUUGCGAUCAGCCAAAAUCUCUACAAAAAAUACCCGCAACCCUAGCUAGCUCUGGAGUGGUACGCCAACUUGCCGAUGGUACCAAACUCGUAAACAUGCGACAAUUACAGUCUCGUCAGUUGAAACUACCUGCCGUACCCAGACCUCUCGAAAUUGGUGAUAUUGAUGAGCAACAGAAGUUGAUCAACGAAGCGACAAACACAACGCCAACACCAAAUCUCGCUGUGGCGAGCACAAUGCGUGGUCAAGUGGGGACAGUGCAAACUAUCCAACUGCGACCCUCGCCAGCAGCCGGAACUGCUGUCGGAGCCACCAAUAAUGGAACUGCAAAUAAAUCGUUGGGCACUGCAGCGAUACGUUCUAGCUUACGCAGUGGCAACGAGUUCAAUACAACAAAAGGUCCCAACGUGAUGCCAUUGCUAACGUCGUCCGAAAUUUGUCGGCAGCUGCACGAGCUACGGCGACAUAAUGAUGAGCUACGCCGUCGUGUAGAAAUUGUGCAGAAGGAAAAGGAAGACAUGCUGCUUCGUAUCGAGCGUUUAGAGCAACUUGUGUCAGUCCGUGAACCUGAGGCAGAAAUGAAUUAUGUAGGCAUUUAGGGAAGGUUUAGUUUAUUAUCCUUGUAAAUAUGUAUAACAUUAACAUUACGAUUGCAAAAAUU